AUGUCAGUAGACAUAUUAGAAUUAUUGCAAGCACCCGAAAUGACAAGAGUUUGUGCGCCAAUGGUGCGAUACAGCAAAUUGGCUUUCCGAACACUAGUGAGACGUUACAAUUGCGAUAUUUGUUUUACACCCAUGAUCUUGGCUGAUUCAUUUGUAAAAUCUAAGGAAGCACGUGACAAUGAAUUUUCAACAAAUGCUGGAGAUAAACCACUGAUUGUUCAAUUUGCUGCCAAAAAUACUUGUGAUUUUGCUGAUGCAGCUGAACUUGUUGCUCCGUACUGCAGUGGAGUAGAUUUAAAUUGUGGAUGUCCUCAAAGAUGGGUAAUGAGUGAUGGUUACGGCGCUAAAUUACUUGAAAAUCCCCAACUGGUUAAAGACUUAAUUUCCCAAGUAAGAAAUCGUAUUCCUAAACCAUUUACAGUAUCAGUUAAAAUUCGUUUAUUGAAUGACAUAAAUAAGAGUAUAAAUUUUUGUAAAACAAUGGAACAUGCUGGAGUGUCAUUUUUAACAAUUCACGCGCGAACUCCACAAAUGAGAAAGGAACCAAUAAAUAUGGAAGGUCUUAAAUUAAUUCGCGAUUGCGUACAAAUUCCUUUGAUCGCUAAUGGGAAUGUCAGAUCUCUAGAAGACGCUGAAAAUUUACAUGCAGAGUCAAAGUGUCAGGGUGUGAUGAUUGCUGGUGGAAUUUUAAAAAACCCAUCAAUAUUUUCUGGAUCAUCAGUUACUCCUUUGAGUUGCAUUCAAGACUGGCUUGACAUCACAGCAGCAAUUCCUACUAAAUUUCUUACAUUACAUCAACAUCUUGUUUUUAUGCUGGAAAAAAUUUUACCGUAUGACGAAAGAUUGAUAUUCAAUAAUUUAAAAACCUCGCAAUCUGUUUAUGAUUUUAUCGAUUCUUAUUACAACAUAAGACCACAAUUUUCUUACACAGAUGAUAAUUAUCAUUAUCUUAAGCCAAUUGAUUGUGAUUAUAAUAUACGCAAAUAA
Molecule: messenger RNA, 987 nt
Organism: Microplitis mediator
Lineage: Eukaryota; Metazoa; Arthropoda; Insecta; Hymenoptera; Braconidae
Gene: Dus4
Product: tRNA-dihydrouridine(20a/20b) synthase [NAD(P)+]-like
Exons: 4
Coding region: 1-987 (328 amino acids)
Biological process (GO): tRNA processing
Molecular function (GO): tRNA dihydrouridine synthase activity; flavin adenine dinucleotide binding
Source: RefSeq, a predicted model, not a curated record